CCCGCGGGGGCCCGGUGCCACCCGGAGGGUCCCUUCGUGCCCAGCACGCCCAGGGGGGCACUGCAGCUGGGGCUGGCCGGGCACACGGAGCUGCCGCUGCGCCCCGACCGGGCCGCGCUGGCCGGGCUGAGCUGCGCGCUGCUGCUGCUGCUGCUGCUGCUGGCUGCCCUGGCCCCUCCUGAGGUCAUGACAGAAAAUGUGAUUUAUUCACCCAGCAGAUGCAAGAACAGAUCAUUGCACUUCCUUCCCUUGCUUUCAGCUGGGAUCACUAAUUCUGCAGGUUUAGAAGAAAUUAUUAAUUAGCAAUAAUUAGAAACCAGCCUCUCAGGGUGAUGAUGGAUGAUAUUGCCCCUCUCCCCGCCGCGGAUCAGCUGGACCUGGACUCCUUCAACACCAAAGUUUUCUUUGAGCUGCUGCUCAGGCACUCCCAGGCCGUCACCACCACCCUGGGCCACUCCAAAGAAGAGGUGAAAGUUCUGUAUCUCAGGGUAAUGGAUGAAAUCUCCCUGCUGGAAAAGCUUUGGCUGAAGGCUCUGAGCAUCCCAGGAAAGGGAGAGGAGGAGAGAAAAGAGGGAAAAGAGGAAAAAGAGCAGGUGCCUUGCCCUGGGAGCCCCAGGAUUUAUGGCAGCAGUGAAAUCCCAAGUGAUCCAGGGGAGUCCAUCCCCCAAAAACUGAUCCCACUGCUCCAGGCCGUGCUCCAGCUGCUGGAGGAAAACAGAAAAAACAAUUUAUCACCUCAGAGCCCAGGCUACUCCUCAAGGAGCACUUUGAAAGCCUCUGCUGCUCGCACAGAGGGGUUAAAAAGCGCAGAAAACCAGAAAACCACUCCAGCUUCCACAACAGCCCCCGGCCUGCUCCCCUCACCUGCAGGCAGGAGCACCCAGCUGCAGCAGGAGGUGCAGAAAAGCCCCGGGGAGGGAACUGCGAGUUCCUUGUCCCCCUCAGAGCUGGAGGAGCAGGUGGAUGCUCUGACUGAGGAGCUGCUGCAGAUUUUGGAGGAUGAAGAGCACUUUUUAAGCAGCAAAGGCAACGAAGAUCUGCUCUCCUAUUACCUGGAAAUAACCAGCUUGGAGAAGGAGAGUUUGGCGAAGCGAAUCAAUGCUUUGGAGGAGGAAAUAGCCCAGGGCAGAAAGUUGUGAUGCUCAGAACUCCGCGGUGGGCUCCAGCCCAAGGGAAAUCUCCAUUUCUGCCUUAAUUCCAGAGUUUCUCCUCUCCCUCCCAAAGGCUCAUUAAAUCAGGAGGGAGAGCAGUGCAGGGAUGGAAGUGACAAGAUUUUGGCUGCAGGAAAUGACAUUUUUGGCCACAUCCAAGUGCUGAGGAGAAAUAUUGCUGCAAAAUCCCAGAGUCAGGGUUUCCAGGAACAGCAGCAGAAUAUAGAAGCACUCAAUUCCUGGUGUGAAAUAAAUUAUUCUUUAAA
Messenger RNA from Passer montanus (Eurasian tree sparrow), 1417 nucleotides. RefSeq lists its product as uncharacterized. The transcript is spliced from 7 exons. The record is from RefSeq and is a predicted model, not a curated record. NCBI's taxonomy places the organism in Eukaryota, Metazoa, Chordata, Aves, Passeriformes, Passeridae. The coding region runs from base 333 to 1139 and encodes 268 amino acids.